Molecule: messenger RNA, 2000 nt
Organism: Mya arenaria
Lineage: Eukaryota; Metazoa; Mollusca; Bivalvia; Myida; Myidae
Product: NEDD8
Exons: 5
Coding region: 80-313 (77 amino acids)
Biological process (GO): protein neddylation; modification-dependent protein catabolic process; regulation of proteolysis
Cellular component (GO): nucleus; cytoplasm
Molecular function (GO): protein tag activity; ubiquitin protein ligase binding
Source: RefSeq, a predicted model, not a curated record
CGAUAAUUAACCAAUCACAUUCACUAUUAUAUUUUCAUGAGUGUCUGAAUUGACUUCCGGUUGAACGAAAAAUACAAAAAUGUUGAUAAAAGUGAAGACUUUGACGGGAAAGGAGAUCGAGAUUGACAUUGAGCCAACAGACAAGGUUGAGCGCAUCAAAGAACGAGUUGAAGAGAAGGAAGGCAUUCCUCCUCCACAACAACGGCUGAUUUUCAGCGGAAAACAGAUGAACGAUGAGAAGACUGCGCAAGACUACAAAGUGACAGGCGGAUCUGUGUUACAUCUCGUAUUGGCCCUUAGAGGAGGUGUAUGAUUGGACAAAAUGUGUGGAUGAUCGUGUUCCGAUUAACUGUAUAAUAAAGGAGUAAUUGUGCUGUUGGGAGAUAAAGAUUGUAGUAGUGCAUUAAAUUCUGUCAUAAAAUAUUCAAAUGUUUAUUUGUGGAUAAUAAGGCAGAUAAAGGUACUAACCUGUUUAAAAUAUUAAAAGUGCACACAAUAUUGCUGUGCGGCUAUUGAAAUUGAAGCAUUCUUUUCUUGAAUUAGUGUAUCUAAUGUUAGCUGCUUGCAAUAAAGCAUGUGUGUUAGAUUGAAGAAUUAUGAAAAUUGGUGAAAUGUGAGACUUUUUGGUAAGAGAAAACUUAAAAAUAAAAUUUAAGACAGUGAUAAGUACUAAGGAAUUAAGAAGUGCUUUCUCUUUUUCUGUCUGAUCAGUAUUAUUUUUCUCAGAUGCGGAUGUUGUUUUUAAUAAAAAUAUGAAUUUAAUGUAACAUGCAAAGCAACAUUCAAUAUUAAAAAAAAUGAAGAAAAAGACAAUAUACCCAUAAAAAUUGUAUGAUUUCUAUCGACUUGAAUGAUGGAUGACUUCACUGAAUAACUAGACUUACUUCAAUGAUAGAUGACUUUUCUGAAUAACUUGUUUCACUUCAAUGAUGGAUGACAUUUCUGAAUAACAAAACUUGCUUCAAUUAUGGAUGACUUUUCUGAAUAACUAGACUUGCUUCAAUGGUAGAUGACUUUUCUGAUUAACUAGACUCGCUUCAUUGAUAUGACUUUACUGAAUAACUAGACUUGCUUCAUUGAUGGAUGACUUUUCUGAUUAUCUAGACUUGCUUCAAUGAUGGAUGACUUUUCUGAAUAACUAGACUUGCUUCAAUUAUGGAUGACCUGACUGAAUAACUAGACUUACUUUAAUUAUGGUUGACCUGACUGAAUAACUAGACUUGCUUUAAUGGUCGAUGACUUUUCUGAAUAACUAGACUUGCUUCAAUGAUAGAUGACUUUUCUGAAUAACUAGACUUGCUUCAAUGAUGGAUGACUUUUCUGAAUAACUAGACUUGCUUCAAUUAUGGAUGACCUGACUGAAUAACUAGACUUACUUUAAUUAUGGAUGACCUGACUGAAUAACUAGACUUGCUUUAAUGGUGGAUGACUUUUCUGAAUAACUAGACUUGCUUCAAUGAUAGAUGACUUUUCUGCAUAACUAGACUUGCUUCAAUGAUGGAUGACUUUUCUGAAUAACUAGACUUGCUUCAAUUAUGGAUGUCAUGACCUGACUGAAUAACUAGACUUACUUUAAUUAUGGAUUACCUGACUGAAUAACAAGACUUGCUUUAAUGGUGGAUGACUUUUCUGAAUAACUAGACUUGCUUCAAUUAUGGAUGACCUGACUGAAUAACAAGACUUGCUUCAAUGAUGGAUGACUUUUCUGAAUAACUAGACUUGCUUCAAUAAUAGAUGACUUUUCUGAAUAACUAGACUUGCUUCAAUGAUAGAGGACUUUUCUGAAUAACAAGACUUGCUUUAAUUAUGGAUGACCUGACUGAAUAACUAAAUUUGCUUUAAUUAUGGAUGACUUUUCUGAAUAACUAGACUAAUGUUAAUGAUGGAUGACUUUCAGUGAAUGGCUGUUGUUGUAAUUGAUAAUGCUUUCUGUGUCAUACUUAUGUACUGUAUUUAAAUGUCCUGCGUUUUUAAGUUGAUAUUAAACAAUCCACUUGGUA